Messenger RNA from Xenopus laevis (African clawed frog), 911 nucleotides. It is a transcript of the gene cox4i2.S, whose product is annotated as cytochrome c oxidase subunit 4I2 S homeolog. Gene Ontology annotation, biological process: oxidative phosphorylation; mitochondrial electron transport, cytochrome c to oxygen. The record is from RefSeq and is a predicted model, not a curated record. Lineage: Eukaryota; Metazoa; Chordata; Amphibia; Anura; Pipidae. The transcript has 5 exons. The coding region runs from base 158 to 682 and encodes 174 amino acids. Gene Ontology annotation, cellular component: mitochondrial inner membrane; respiratory chain complex IV.
GGACUGAAGCAGAUCACGUCUUGGGCUGAAGAAAGGGGGGCUUUGACGGACUCCCAGGAUUCUCUGCUCUUGGAUUUGUUUGCCCCUGGCACAAGUCCCAGAUUCUCACUGGCUCUGUCUCCAUUUUGCAGUCGGAACAGUCUAGAGACCUGUGACCAUGUUAUCUGCUCUGCGCCUGCGCUCGGCCCUCCUGCCCCAGAUCCGGCUUCUGGGACCCCACAGCCUACGAGCAGCUCAUUCACAUGAAGGACAAGUUUCUAGGUCAGACGGCUCGGAGCUGCUGUAUUACGACCAUCGAGCUUUCCCUCUGCCCGACAUUCCUUUUCAGACGGAGUUGAGUUCCCAACAAGUAACCCUAAAGGAGAGAGAGCGGGGCCCAUGGAAGCAGUUGAGCCAGGAGGACAAGAUUUCAUUAUACCACAUCAAGUUUAACCAGACCUAUGCAGAGAUUAACAGACCCAGCAAUGAAUGGAAGACUGUGUUCGGUGCCAUCUUUAUCUUCUUUGGGCUCACAGGUCUGAUUGUGUGGUGGCAGAGAGUGUAUGUCUAUCCUCCCCAGCCACAUACUCUGGCAGAUGACUGGAAGGCCAUGCAGAUACGCAGGAUGUUGGACAUGCGAGUUAGCCCCAUCCAGGGCUUCUCCUCCAAUUGGGACUAUGAGAAGAAUGAAUGGAAGAAAUAGAUGUAAUGCUACAAAAAUAAGGGCCAGGGCAUAUCAACCACAUGGAGUAGUGACAAACUGUGGCACAAGCUGCUCCUGUAGGUAACCUACAUCUUACCUGGCAGGGCAUCUGCACUUUGCCAAUACCCAUUACUCACCAGUGUAAUCUGCUCAUAAUCAGUGUACUGUGUACCCAAAUCUCCUGCCACCUUCCAUGGCUCUUACUAAAUAAACUAUAAAUAAAGGCAAA